AGAGUGUUGUGAGCAAAGCGAGUUCGAAUCCAAUGCACAUGCUCAGACUGCGGGGCCAUACAUCGCAUGCUACGAACAAAGCGAAUGUCCUUGCUAGCUACGGAUGAUAACGUCGAAUUUGCUUUAGCUACAUAUAUAAGUAACAAUACCCAGUAUUAUUGGAGUUACACCUUCGUGUUAAGUGUGUGUUCGGUUCCUGAUUAUGUCAACAGCUGACGAUUCACGUUACUACAACGAUCACGAUGACAGAGUUGGAGGACAAACGUUUCGCAACCGCAAAGGCAGGGGCCCUUUCAGGGCCCAUAUGUAUAGUGACCAGGGGCCAGGAGGACCAGGGACAAGACCAAGACAUCGUGGUGGCCAAAAAGGCAGUGGCGGCCCGGGACCCAGAGCGAGAUUCGACGAUGAGGAUGGAGACGUGGCAAUGACGGACAGCAAUUCCCAAGAUGGGUCCUCCCAACACAGAUUUAACCCUUAUGGAAGGCCGAAUCGCCGUGGUGACGACCGCUUUGACCGUGGCUGCAGAGGUGGUGGUGGAGGAGGUCACAGGGGUCGUGGUAAUAACAGAGGAGGGGAUGGAGGUGGAGAUGGCCGCAAGACGUGGUUCAAGAUGUUUGUCCCCUAUGGAAAGAAAUAUGACAAAGACUGGCUGAUAACAGCUCUGCGGAAUAUCUGCCCCAUGCCCUUCACCCCAUUACAUUACCAAGUAGAGGGCAACCGAGCACAGUUCUAUAUUGACGAUUACUCCACUGCGAAUGCCUUGUUAAAGGUAUCACGGAAGAUCACAGACAAAGAAGGCUACAAGGUGACUGUACUGAUGAAUCCCUGUCCUCCACCCUCCUUUCUUCAGUCUGAACUAAAGCCAGCUGAUCUGGAGCACCUAAAGCAAUGCAUGGCUAAACGCUUUGAUGGCUCUCAACAAGCCCUGGACUUGAACAACAUCCGGAUAGACCCAGACCUGGUUUCCCAGAACAUUGAUGUGACGUUGAACAGAAAGAACUCCAUGCACGCUGUUAUUAAGAUAAUUGAGGAGAACAUUCCAGAGCUUGUUUGUCUAAACAUCAGCAACAACAAGCUGUUUAGGCUGGAUGACCUGUCAGAGCUGGUCAACAAGGUUCCAAACCUGAAGACACUCAAUCUUUCUCAUAACGAGUUAAAGACAGAGCGGGAGCUGGAUAGGAUCAAGGGUCUUAAGCUGGUGGAGCUAUGGCUGGAGAAGAAUCCCCUUUGCGACCAUUUCAAGGACCAAGCUUCUUACAUCAGCACGGUGAGAGAAAGGUUCCCCCGGCUUCUCAAACUGGAUGGUCAGGAUCUCCCCCCUCCUAUAGUUUUUGAUGUGGAGGUGACUCCUGCUGCCCUUCCGCCCUGCAAGCCCAGCUACUUCUGCUCAGAAGAGAUCAAGACUCCCAUCCUUGCCUUCCUACAACAAUACUACAGUGUGUAUGACUCCGGGGACAGACAACCUUUGUUAGAUGCCUACCAUGAUGGAGCAACCUUCUCCUUGAGCAUGGCCAUCACCAUGCAGAACCCCUCCAGGUGCAGUCUUGGAGAUUACCAUAAAGACACUCGCAACCUAAAAAAGCUCAAAGAUCCCACCACACGAUUCCGCUUACUGAAGCACACCCGUCUGAAUGUGGUGGCUUUCCUGAACGAACUGCCUAAAACGCACCAUGACACUGCAUCUCUAAAUGUGGACGUCAACACCUUCACCAACACGUUACUGUCAUUCACAGUCACUGGAGUGUUCAAAGAAGUUGAAGGUAAAUCCCGAGACUCUGUCAGAGCUUUCUCUCGGGUGUUCAUCACAGUGCCGGCUGGAGGGACAAGUCUUUGCAUAGUUAACGACGAGCUUUUUGUCCGCAAUGCUACGACAGAGGAGAUCCGGCGGGCCUUUGUUGCACCCGCCCCCACCCCAUCCAGCAGCCCCGUCCCCACCCUCUCAGCCCCCCAGCAAGAGAUGCUCUCUGCCUUCUCUCUCAAGUCCGGCAUGAACCUGGAAUGGUCCCAGAAAUGCCUGCAGGACAAUGAGUGGGAUUUCAACCGAGCAGGGCAGGUCUACACAGACCUCAAGGCUCAUGGGAAGAUCCCAGAUGUCGCUUUCAUAAAGUGAAUAGGAAUGAUUGUGGAACUUUUUAAUUAUUGUCACUAUUGUUAUUUCCUUAUAUAAUUCCCCUCCAUGAUUACAAUAUAACAAGGAUAUCCUUCAUCUGUGUAAUUCUUAUAAUUAAACGUAUUCAAGUCUG
Messenger RNA from Coregonus clupeaformis (lake whitefish), 2243 nucleotides. RefSeq names its product nuclear RNA export factor 1. The transcript is spliced from 21 exons. NCBI's taxonomy places the organism in Eukaryota, Metazoa, Chordata, Actinopteri, Salmoniformes, Salmonidae. Gene Ontology annotation, biological process: poly(A)+ mRNA export from nucleus. Gene Ontology annotation, molecular function: RNA binding; protein binding. The coding region runs from base 203 to 2110 and encodes 635 amino acids. Gene Ontology annotation, cellular component: nucleus; cytoplasm. The record is from RefSeq and is a predicted model, not a curated record.